This is a messenger RNA of Neofelis nebulosa (Clouded leopard), 2003 nucleotides long. Its product is annotated as SIGLEC family-like protein 1. The coding region runs from base 692 to 1255 and encodes 187 amino acids. The record is from RefSeq and is a predicted model, not a curated record. The transcript has 7 exons. Gene Ontology annotation, biological process: cell adhesion. Gene Ontology annotation, molecular function: sialic acid binding. NCBI's taxonomy places the organism in Eukaryota, Metazoa, Chordata, Mammalia, Carnivora, Felidae. Gene Ontology annotation, cellular component: plasma membrane.
CUCAAGGGCAGCCAGGGGGGUCACCGGUCUAAUAAGCCCACCAAGCGGUCUGUUGAUUAAGGAUCAGAUUAACGUCCUUAUGAGUCAAAAAGGUAGUCCCCUUGCAAACCAAUUAAUCAGUGAAUCUGAUAAUCCACCCACUUGGUAGACUGCCCUGCUCAUCUGUUAAUUAUGCUCCCUCUGAAUCCGUCUCUUAAUAAAUUAAUCCCCCCUGUGAGGCGUUCAGUCAUUAGUCCCACGGUUAUCCCGAGUGUAAGCGGGUUAAUCAGUUUCACUGUUUGUCCUUGGUGUCCCUAGAAAAUCAGCUUUCCAGUCAGCAUAAGUAGGCCAGUCGUCCAAAAGUGGGGUGCUUCCCGCAGCAAGUCGGAAAAGCCGUUUGUAGCAUUUAGACUCUGCCAAGCACAUACACGGUCGGAAGUGUGCUGAGGAGGAAAAAUAUCCUGGAGCCCUUGGAACCAGAGCCAAAGAAUUUGUUCCCCAAUGUAAUACAUGAAUGCAAACUUACGUGUCAAACAAUGCCAACGUGUAUAGAAUAAAAACUGAAAAUCCUACUUCAUCUUUCCUCUUAUCACUGCUCUACCCAUAGUUACUUGCUGUCUCGUCCCUUCUGAACCACAUGGCUCUGACGCGAGAGCCAGCUGAGGCAAAGACCCCGGGCCCCUCCUCUUCCUGAGGACCACUGCUGCUGCAGAUGGCACCUGCCAGGCUGCUCUAUUCUUCUUGCUCCUUGGAGAAGACUCUUCUGUGCAGCUGUUCCUUCUAUGGCAUCCCCACACCCUCAGUGCAGUGGUGGAUGGGAGGGGCUCCCGUGGGUGCGAACAGUGUGGAUAGCAGUGUCCAUGUGACUUCCACCAUAAUCGCCCCCUGGGCCAUCAGCACCAUCAGCCUGACAGAGCAGCCAAAAAUGAGCACAAGCCUUCUCUGUGAGGGGAAGAACCAAAAUGGAACCCAUGCUUUGAGCAUCCUACUGAUGCCAAGAAAGAGUUCUUUUCUUCCCCAGACUUUCAUGAAAGGGCUGAUCCAGGGUGUUGUCUAUGGAGCCAUUGCAGCCUCACUGCUGUUUUUCUGCCUCAUCCCACUCAUGGUGAAACAUAUCAGAAUGAAGCUGGCAAAGAAAAUUUCAGCGGUCAAAGCAGGAAAGAGCCCAAAAGUCAAAGCAUGCCAAGAACCCAAGCUGUCUCUGAAGCCUAAGGAGCCAGAAAAAUCCACAAUCACUCCAUCUUCAGAGAGUGAGAUAUUGCACCGCUUACCUUAAACUUCCAGAAAAAGCAAGAUAAAGUGGAGCUCAUGAAGCCUAUGAAAACUACGUGCCUACCUGGAGUCCCCAUUAUCUGCGGGAUUACCAAAGUCCACGGAAUCCUUAGGCACCCCAGAAACCCUGGAGUCUAUAACAAACCCGGAUCCCUGGAGCCUCCUCAGCUCACAAAGCCCUCUCAAGCCCUACCUGUCCCUCACACUGACUGGUUCUCCAUUGAAUAGGGUUACUCUGGGACCUGGUCUUAGAAUCUUUGCAAGCAAACUCUAUGAUCUGUUGUUUGGGUUAACCAGAAGAAGUAUGCUCUGGCCUAGGAUGAUAUCAACGAAAGGAAAAAUAAAUGUGAGACUAUGGUCCAGAAGUAGCUUUUGAGCCCCUACUGUAUGCCCAGAACCUGGAAUAUACAUACAAAGAGCACCAGGCUUUGGAGCCAUCAUAUAUGGAUUGAAUCCCAACUUUAAUGCUUAGUGGCUAUAUGUCUUUGGAUGAAACCUUUCACCACUGCACCCUUUGAACUUCAGUAUCCUGACCUGAGGCAUAUGUAGGUAGAUAGUGAAAAGUGGUAUCCAGAGGUCCAGGUGGAGAAAAGACACAAAGACCAUCCCUGAAUGCCAAGACAAGGCAUUGGAGCCUUAAUCUUGACUCCCUUAGAAUGUAAGUUCCACAAGAACAGGUAUCUUGUCUGUCUUGGUUUCUACUUGAACCACCAGCACCUAGAAUGGUUCCUAAAAUAUAAGACUCUCAAAGA